AUGGCCGAAGUGAUACAUGUCAUUGUAGGAGGACUUGAUAAGGGCAAAGGGAGAAACAAGCAUAUAACAGAAGAUAUACUGUCAAUCGAACAAGAGCCGUACAAAGUAAGGCAAGUAUUGGUAGAUACAGAUAGUUUUGUUAACCUUCUCAUUCUAAAUGUUUUCAACAAGUUAGGCUUGGAUAAAAAUAGUCUUGUCAAAGUUUUCUAUCUAUUAGUAGGAUUAGGAGAUAAGACCGUGACAGUACUAGGCACCAUCAACCUUCCCCUAGUGAUGGGUGAUGAAAAAUACAAGCGAGAAUUGUAUGUAGAGUUUGCAGUGGUGGAUAUCUCAUUUGCGUACAAUGUGAUACUUGGCCACCCAAUUCUGAACCGCCACGGUAUUGUUAUUAAUAUGGGUGCUAUGUGUCUUAAGCUACCAGCCCCAGGGGGAAUAGCUGUGGUUCAAGGCAAUCCGAGAUUGGCUAAAGAAUGUUACGAACACCUAAUAAAAAGCCUCGGGAAAGCAACAACGCCCAUUGAAUUGCUAGAGAAGUCAGAAUCUCACAUGAAGCCAGAGCCAGCAGACCCAGUAUAA
Molecule: messenger RNA, 576 nt
Organism: Manihot esculenta (cassava)
Lineage: Eukaryota; Viridiplantae; Streptophyta; Magnoliopsida; Malpighiales; Euphorbiaceae
Exons: 2
Coding region: 1-576 (191 amino acids)
Source: RefSeq, a predicted model, not a curated record